AUGCGAGGUGUCGUUGCCCUCCUUGCUGCUCCCCAGCUAGUUGUGUGCAGUCAGCCCUCGUUCCUGUUCCUGCUCGCAGACGACAUCGGCUGGGCCGACUUCGGCUACAACAACGGCACUGCGCUGACACCAAACAUCGACGGUUGGGGCAAGCGUGCUGGCUCCAUCAUCAUGCAAGAUGGGCACAGCGGUGGCACGGUGUGCUCCCCAACGCGCGCCACGAUUCUGACGGGACGCAACCAUUUUCGUGAUUGCGUAGACUUCGUCUUCGACUGUAGUGACAUGACCGAGUGCGCGCCCACGAUGCCUUUUGCUCAGCAGAGAACCUUCACUUUCCCCGACGCGGCGCGGAAGUCAAAGAAGGGCUAUGAGUCAUGGUUCGGUGGAAAAUGGCAUCUGGGCUCCUUCUACAACGACAGUAAGGUGCCCAGCGGACCGCUGUUUCAUGGCUUCGACCGCAUGAAUGCCACAGUGGAGGUGGCUCCCACAGCCACGGCGAACUGUGGCUGCAACGGCGAGUGGGAGCAGACGUGCAACUUUGGCCACUACGGGGGGCACAACCACUGCGCUGGCGGCCCAGGACCAGGCGGCCCCAGCGUGCCCAACGGCUGCUGCUUCAACUACUGGUGGGAGGAUCCCGAGUCGCCCCACGGCGUCACAAAUCUCACGAACCCCUCCUACGACGACGACUCCCAGUACCUGGCCGAGGCUUUCGAGGUCUUCCUGGACGCCCGCGAGGGCAGGCCGUUCGCCGCGCAGCUCUCUUUCCACAACUGCCACAUCCCCUUCAUCGGCACGGCGGCCGCGCGCCAGAAGUGCAGAGAGGGCCAGACGUGCAAGGCCACGAACGGCCGUGGGGAUGCUCCCGGCAACUUCACCGACUACGAGCUCGACUUCUACGCCUGCCUGAGCGAGCUGGACGCCUCAGUGGGUCGUGUGCUCCGGGCCCUGGAGGACCGCGGCUACUAUGAGAACACCUUUGUGUGGUUCACCACGGACAAUGGGCCCGAGGUGAACUGCCCGCCCGAGGGCUACUGCGAGGACAGCCACUAUGCCAGAGCUCCUGGUGAUGCCGGCCCGCUUCGCGGCCGCAAGCGCGACAUUUGGGAGGGUGGCCACCGUGUGCCUACCAUCGUGUCCUGGCCGGCGAUGCAGCGCGGUCCUGCCAGGGUGUCCUGGGAGACCGUGGUGACCAUGGAUUUCCUUGCGACGGUCAUGGACGUGCUGAACGUGGAGCGGCCCGAGAGCCAGUCAUCCUGGGCCCUUGACGGCAAGAGCAUCGUGCCCAUCCUGAAGGGGGAAACUUGGCCAGAUCGAGGCAUUGGCUGGGUCUUCGACAAUUGGUCCUCGAGCAGCCCCCACGGCUUCCGCUACGGCAAGUGGAAAUUUGUGCACGACUCUACAAGCUGCAAUAACGACGAUUGCAGGAAAGACAUGCUGUUUGACUUGGAGGCUGACCUUAGCGAGUCCACGGACCUGAGCGACGUUCACCCCCACGUGCUGGCUGCCAUCCAGGCAAAUUUUACCUCUUGGUUUGACUCGGUGUCCAAAUCCCGAAGCGAUGAGUCUCUCUGUGACCCGACGCCCGCACCAUCACCCGCUCCACCUAGCGACGCUUGCGAGUGGCAUUCUGAUACAGGCCUGCAAGGCUCGGACAUGGAGACUGUGAUAGUCAAGAGCAAGGAGGCGUGCUGUGGUCUCUGCCACGCAACCCCAGGCUGCGCAGCUGCCGACUUUGACAGCGUCUCUAAGGUUCGUCUGGGUCCUCCCAGCCGCAAGGGCGUGUUCCUGGAGACCCUCGAGGAAGACUCACAUCCGCUGGCAGGCUACAGGUGCCAUUUGAAGACGAGCUUCCGCCUCAGAGAGCGCAGGGAUGGCUCCAUUGCAUGUGUGCCGCAGAGCUACGCCUUGACGGUGUGA
Prorocentrum cordatum is the source of this 1920-nucleotide messenger RNA. The record is from the annotation of a GenBank genome assembly. Lineage: Eukaryota; Dinophyceae; Prorocentrales; Prorocentraceae.